CAAAUAUACUAAUUUAGAUGUCAAGGUCUUAGCUGUUUUGUAAUCAUUGUUAAAUUCUAUUAAAUUUUCUAGUAAGUUUAUCGAAAAAUUAUUAGCAAUUUUUAUAUGUAAAAUAUUGAUAUUAAAUAUGAUAAAAAUAGUUUAGAUUAACUUUGGAGAAACUAUAUAUAAUAUAUAUGUUGCCUAUUUUAGAGUGAUUCUUUAAAUUUCGUUUCAUACAGACUCCUGGUUAUGACAUGCUAAAGGAAAUUAUGAGAGGACUUGAAGAUGAUGCUACCGCUAGGCUAGCUAGUAUUCGGUGCAUGAAAAAGUGUAUUAAGAAUAUUCGGGAUGGACAGCCUUAUCCAGCAAGCAUGUGUCAUGUUCCAAAGUACUACAAGUAUAAAAUAGGGCUCUUGGAACAAUCUCAAAUUAAAGUAUACGACGCUCCAGAAGGACAGGAAAUAGAUACAUUACGCUGCUCUUCCACUUCUGUUUUGUACAUUGAUGGAGACGAAGUUUAUACUAGCUCAGGCAUUUAUGGGAAAUUGAUAAAGUUCAAAUUAUCUUCCACUGGUACUAUAGCUGAGAUCGAUGGUUUUGUACAAAUAGUUAGUGUUGACAAGGACACAAAGGCAACAGAAUCUAAUCUACACAUGGUAGUAAAAGAUGAACUAAGCCCUACUCUAAAAAAUGUCUGCCUUUUUUUUAAAUGCAAACAUUACAGUUGGCAGAAGGCUGUGGAAAACGAAUUUUCGUGUGGCUCUCCUAAAGUCAACAAUAUGAUUGAAAGUCAUGAAGAAGCUACUACUGCUUUAGAAAAGUAUCCCGAUGGUUGGACAUACGAUCAUGAUAUUGAACUUUUAAAAUUUUUGUCUGAUCCUGAAGUUUUGAAAUACUGUGGACAUGCUGAAACAACGAGAAAAUCCAUAAAAAAUAUAGAUGUCUCCUCAUAUAGUGACAGUUAUAGCGAUAAAGAUCAUCUUAUAGAUGAUAAUCCUGAAACAUUUUGGGAGAGCGACGAUUCUUCUACUCAUUGGAUCCGAUUAACAAUGGAAUAUAAUGUUAUUAUAAAAUCCUUAUCGGUCAUGGUUGCUGAGGGUGACGAUAAUUACUUUCCUAAAAGAAUAUGCGUUAAAGUUGGACCAUCAUUAGAAAAAUUACAAGAAGUUCGAGAAACAAAGCUAAAUUACACGUCAACCGUCGGAGUUCGAGAGGUAACAAUUCUUGGUGAACAAUUAGAAUUCCAUCCUAUUAUUCAAAUUGAAAUUAAAGAGUGUAUGGAAGAUGGUAUUGAUACUAGAAUUAGGGGUAUUAAAGUAAGAAUUGAAAAGAAGAGAAGUCAAGAAUUAGCUGUAUAUACAUUCAAAGACAUUAUGGAAGUAAAAUUUCCCAGGCUUAUAGAUUUUGACCUUGCUAUUUUGAGACGAAGGGUACUGCUAUUAACGAGACUGGUAGCUCUAUUCGAAAGUGUCGCCAAGUUCUUAAUACCGAACUGGAAUAAUAAGCCUACUGAACCCUGCAAAUUGAUACAAUUAAUGAAGCCUUUCUAUUCGCUAUCGGUAAAAAGAUUAGAUAUUGUUGAGGAGCUUCUUCACCUAUCCGAAUACGAUAAUUCAAAUGGCGAGUGCCCAUCUCUUCAUAUUAAUAGGCUAAGUAAGACUGAGCAUAGAGCUGAUCCAAGAGCUGAUCCUGAAUGUCGAAAAACGGUAUUUGUUCAAGUGUAUGAUGGCUUAUUGAAAGCAGAUUUAGAAAAUUUCGAUUAUAGAUGGGGAUCAAAUAGUAGAUCCCAAUGGUGGGAAUGCAAAUUUACUCAAGAAGGAAUUAUUGAUCAAGGAGGAGGAUUUAGAGAUAGUCUAUCUGAUAUUGCUGAAGAGCUCUGCCCUCCCGCUGAUAGUCCUGAUUUACUUCCACUGUUCGUUAGAGCUCCAAACCAAAGAAAUGCGUCAAUGAAUAUAUAUAAAGAUGCCUUCGUGCCUAGUCCCUCUUGUACAUGGUUUAAACGUUACGAAUGGUUAGGUAAAUUAAUGGGAGCGUGCUUCCGUAGUAAAGAGAAUCUUGUGCUGAAUCUCAGUCCCUUUGUUUGGAAAAAGCUAUGUGGAGAGCCAGUCAGCUGGAACGAUUUCGCAACUGUUGAUGAUAGUGAUGUUAAAGUUUUAAAUUCUAUUGAAUCUAUGAGUGAAGAAGAAUUUCAGGCUUUUUUCGGAGGUGAAGUGUAUUGGACGGCCAUAUUUAGUGAUGGAAGCGAAGUUGAACUUAGUUUAGAUGGAUCACAUACUCCUGUAACAUAUGAGGAAAGAAUUGAUUAUUGUAACGCAGUUAAAAGAGUAAGAAUGGCGGAAAGCGACAAACAAAUAGAUGCUAUUAGACGAGGUCUUCUAAGCGUUGUUCCUCAAUCGGCACUUGAUCUUCUUAAUUGGGAAGAAGCUGAAAGAAGGGUUUGCGGUGCUGCAGAAAUAACUAUGGAUUCCCUAAAGAGUUCUACUCACUUUGAAGAACUUAUGGAAAAUGAUUCGAGAACAAAAUAUAUGUGGAUGGCUCUUGAAAAUUUUAACGAUGAUGAAAGAAGCCGAUUCUUGAGAUUUGUUACUGGACGAAAGCGAUUGCCCGCCCCGGUUUAUAUAUGUUCGCUCAAAAAUGGAAAUGAGGAAGAUAUCGACUCUCUUCCAGAAUCUUCAACAUGUUCAAAUACACUUUAUUUGCCUAAAUAUUCUAGCUCUUCCAAAUGCGAGGAAAAACUACGAUAUGCCAUCUACAAUUGCUUGGCGAUAGAUGCUGAUAUGAUGCCUUAUGAUAUGGAAUAA
This is a messenger RNA of Dimorphilus gyrociliatus, 2783 nucleotides long. NCBI's taxonomy places the organism in Eukaryota, Metazoa, Annelida, Polychaeta, Dinophilidae. The record is from the annotation of a GenBank genome assembly.